CCUUUGAAGCCGCCGACCCGCCUUCGCAUGCCGGGCCUGAGCACAGAACAGAGGCUGGGGCGCAGCCACUAAACUCGCUUUACGAGGACGCGGCCGCUCAGGAGACAGUCAACCCCGAGGUUCCCAGGAUGUUCUGAGGCCGGCAGGUCGGGGCUCAGCCGCCGGGGGAGCAGGUGGGGCCCCGCCCACCGGCAGGGACGCAUAAAAGCAGCCAGGCCCCGGGGACACGCACAGCUGGAGCAGCCUCAGCAGGUGGCUCGCCUCGCCUCUCGCCUCGCCUCUCGCCUCUCCGCUCCGCCCGCACCAUGUCCUACCACUGCUCCCCGAGGACCGGCUCGGCCAGGCCCCUGGCGGGCGCCUGCCCCGUCCCGGGGGUCCCGGGGGUCCCGGGGGCCUCCGGCUCCACGCACGACGUCGACUACCUGAGCGGCAUCUGCCUGCCCAGCUCCUUCCAGACGGGCUCCUGGCUGCUGGACCACUGCGCCCAGGAGCCCAGCUGCGAGCCCCCGGCCUGCCCCCCGGCGUCUCGCGUCGCCAGCCCCGGGCGGGUGGCCUGCUCGCGACAGCCCGCCCGCGUGGCCAGCCCCUGCUCCACCGCCUGCAGCCGGCCGCUCACCUUCGUGUCCAGCAGCUGCAAGCCCGCGGGCGGCCCCGCCGUGUGCCAGCCGGGCGGCGCCCCCAGGACCUACAAGCGGCCCUGCGUGUCCAGCUGCCGGAGGACCUGCUGAGCCGCGGGCGUCGGUGAGCGAGCAAGACCCCGCGACCUGCCCGCCGCCCGGCCCCCUC
Messenger RNA from Myotis daubentonii (Daubenton's bat), 786 nucleotides. It is a transcript of the gene KRTAP11-1, whose product is annotated as keratin associated protein 11-1. The record is from RefSeq and is a predicted model, not a curated record. Gene Ontology annotation, molecular function: structural molecule activity. Lineage: Eukaryota; Metazoa; Chordata; Mammalia; Chiroptera; Vespertilionidae. Gene Ontology annotation, cellular component: keratin filament.